This is a messenger RNA of Nilaparvata lugens (brown planthopper), 2374 nucleotides long. RefSeq names its product integral membrane protein 2B. Gene Ontology annotation, cellular component: plasma membrane; Golgi apparatus; extracellular exosome. The record is from RefSeq and is a predicted model, not a curated record. The transcript has 7 exons. Lineage: Eukaryota; Metazoa; Arthropoda; Insecta; Hemiptera; Delphacidae. Gene Ontology annotation, molecular function: amyloid-beta binding. Gene Ontology annotation, biological process: negative regulation of amyloid precursor protein biosynthetic process. The coding region runs from base 448 to 1407 and encodes 319 amino acids.
UAAUAGUAUUGAUGGUAGGUUCGGAUUACUUUAAUGAUCCGGAUCAAUUGAUCUCGUUCACUGCCACGAGCCAAUCAGAAGACCAGGAUUGGAACUUCCCAAGGUCACGUGACGUGUUUAGUAUUAGGGUCAUGUAAAAAGCAUUGGUUAGAUAGGUGUUUGAUUACAAGUUUCCUUUCUGUACUUAUUCUGUGACCAGGAUUGGAACUUCCCAAGGUCACGUGACGUGUUUAAUAUUGGCGUCAUGUAUAAAGCAUUAGUUAGAUAGGCAUUUGAUAUUUGAUCACAAGUUUCCAUUCUGUACCUAUUCUGUGUCAGAAGUGUCAGACGUCAGACGGUCAGUGAACGAGUGAACGUGAAGAUUAUCUGUCAAGAGUCAAGGAAAGUUUAUUCUUUAUUUGGGUAAAAUCAUAUUCCAAAUCAAUUUUGAUAUCUUUGAUUGCCAUCAUGACUAUUAUCACUAAACCCAUCAGUGAGAAGAAAACUGAUAAGCUUGAUCAACCUUUGGUUGUCAGUAUCCACACGGAAUAUCCCUGCGGUAAUGGGGAUUACCCGUCGGCACCGGAGGCGAGCCCUGGCGCCGGCGGCGACGCGAACCUGUUUGUGGCGCGCACUUGCUACACGCGCACGCGCCGCGCAUCCUCGGCCACCACCGUCUGCCUCUUCCUCACCGCUCUCAUGGUCAUGAGCUUCGGCGUGCUCUCCGGCAUCUAUCUCUAUCGUCAGUUUGCACUCGCUCAGAUGCACAGAUAUAGAGGUCGUUGCCGCAUUCCAUUUGAGGAAGUCACGAACUCAGCAAUGUUCCAACAGGAGGAUACAAAAUCAUUGAAUACUUUAAAUAUGCUCCAGAAAAUGUCUGCAGCAUUCGCAAACCGUUUCGAGAGUCAGAACCAGAACCUUGAAGAUGGAAAAUAUUUUGAAGAGUCGUACAUCAUGGAUGAUAAUCAUGAGAAGUUGACUACAUCUUUCCAAGGUGGAAAGCAUAACAGUUUCAUCUACGACUUCAGUUCAAAUGAAACUGCUAUAAUUGAUCAGGACUCCAAACGCUGUUUCGUCAUGCCAUUGGAUCGCGCUCAUGUCCUUCCACCAAAGAAUCUCAACGAUCUCUUGAUUAAGAUGAGGACUGGGUACUAUGAGUUGGAUUUCUCAAUUUUGCGUCAGUCAAUGCGUGUGGUCACUCCCGCCAUCUCCAAUCGCAGCAGGCUUGGAAUGUAUAUCCAGCGCGAUUGCACCAUGUUCCCCAUAUUCAAACUGGAAAAGAUUGAAGAGUCGAAAGUUGAAAAGAGGAAUGCUGAAAUCGAAGACAACGUGUUCACAGUAUUCAAUGGGCAAACAACUCAAUUCCAUAUAGUCAACCUUCAUGAACUUGAUGAUUACGAACAAAAUGUGAAAGGAGCUCAGUCGUAAAUUGAUGAAUUGAUGUUGUAACAUUUAAAUUAUUCAAGGUCAUCAAAUAAUUCAUUGAUACAUUACAUUUUUGAUUCUACAGUAUUUAUAUAUCUAAGUAAAUGUUUACUGAUAGAAUUACAAAGAAUAUAAGAAUAUGAACAAAGUGAAGUUUUUGCAGAAACUUCUUUCACAAACUAGACUAGUUAGUGCCCCUAUAUUGUACGGUCUUGGAUAAUUCAACUUGUCUUUUUCAAAUAUUGAUGUGUAGUUUUAAAAUUAUUUAUUGGUGUCUAUUAUUCUUGGGAAUAUUGGAUCUCCUUGCACAUGUUUUCAAUAUUGACGUUCUAUUACUGCUACUAAUAAUGUUUACUUUCUUGUUCAGGGCUACUCCUAUUUACUUGGAAAUUAGUAAUCAAAGUAACUUUUUCAAAUUAUUUAUUGAAAAGGGUGCUUUCAUUUCCAAUUGUUAUGCUAUCAAUGAAUAUAAUAUUACUUUAUUACUAUCGAGAGUACAAUCCUGACAAAAAUAUUCCUUUUCUUUAGAAUAUUUACAAUUUGUGAAGCGAAAUAUUGCUACUAUCCCUCUUCUACAUUCCAGAUUACACUAUUUUCAACAUUGAUUCUACACAAUCUUGCAUGUUUCAUGAUAGAUCUAUGAUAUAAUAUUAUUCAAAUUAAUAUAUAUGAAAUAUUAUGAAUUUUGAAUAUGUAAAACUAUAAAUUGUUAGUAGAGUAGUGGAGUUAGUGUGAAACGUGUUUCCCAUCAUUCCCCUUUCAACUAGUUUUCAUUCCCACACUGAACAAAUUUAUUCACUUGUGUUAUUGAUUAUUGUAAAAGUAGAGUGUAUCAGGUAUUAAUAGAAAUGUUUGAGACAUAUCCCAUGCAAUAAUUCCAAUGCAAUAUUAUAUUAACUUGACUUCGAAAUAGAUGGUUAUUUGAUACUGACAUUGUUGAACUUUUAAGGUAAUAAAGGCUUUGUUCCAA